Molecule: messenger RNA, 966 nt
Organism: Ipomoea nil (Japanese morning glory)
Lineage: Eukaryota; Viridiplantae; Streptophyta; Magnoliopsida; Solanales; Convolvulaceae
Exons: 3
Coding region: 1-966 (321 amino acids)
Source: RefSeq, a predicted model, not a curated record
AUGGGGGCUGCCAAUCCCCAACACUUUGCUAAUAGGGACCCCCCAGGUUUUCAAUCUCAAUUACCCGCAUUGGAGGCUCCACCACAAGCAAACUUGGAGGCCAUGAUGAGCAUGUUAUUGAAAUCUCAAAUGCAAAGUGAUGAGAGGAUCAAACAAAUGAAUGAGAGAUUGGAACAAUUGAGCACCCAUAACAAGAUACUAAAAAAUCAACUUGCCAAUCAAGCUUCUACAUCUAGCACGAGAGUCACUGGGAAGUUGCCAGCUAGUACUGAAAAUUCAAGGGAGCAUGUUAAUGCAAUUGUCACAAGAAGCAGCAAGAUACUUGAAGAACCACCCCUUCCAACCAAAAACUCAAGUAACACUAUUGAAGAGGAGAUUGAAAAGAUACUUGAUGAGGAAGAAGUUGAACCAGCUGUUGUGAAGAAUAAUCCACAAGUUCAUGAGGAGGUAGAGAAGCCCGUGAGAAGGGACAUUCUCGCCAAGAAGAAGAAAUUUGGUGAUCAUGAGAUGGUGGCUAUUGCACAAGAGUAUAGGGCUUUGACACGUAGUGAAAGUAGGAGCAUAUUGAAGCAUAGAGAUCCGGGAAGAUUCGCAAUUCAUGUUUUAUUGGAGGUCUUUACUACUAGUCCAAUUGGAAUUCUUGAGGAUGUUCAAGUCUAUGUUGACAAAUAUUUUGUGCCUUGUGACUUCAUUGUGAUAGAUGCCCCAGAGAACCCCGAUACUCCCAUCAUCUUAGGGAGACCUUUCUUGGUCACAACUGGAGCAAUAAUUGAUGCAAGAAAGGGGUCCAUGAUUUUUGACUUUGGAGAGGAAAAAGUUGAAUUUAAUGUUAUUAAUGAGCCAAAGACCACUGGUGUUAAAGAUUGCUCUAUGAUUCAUAGCAAGCCCCUUGACAUGACAUUGGAGCAUGCAAAGUGGAACAGCUUUUUUGGGUAUGGAUUCACUCUCGAAGAUCUACCAGAUUGA